Molecule: messenger RNA, 945 nt
Organism: Aspergillus lentulus
Lineage: Eukaryota; Fungi; Ascomycota; Eurotiomycetes; Eurotiales; Aspergillaceae
Source: RefSeq, a predicted model, not a curated record
AUGGGAUUUGUUACCACCACUCAGGGCCUUGUUUAUUUCCGGCUCGUCGCACUAGUUCCUAGCAAAGUUUGGGAAUACCGCCUUGAGCAUGGUAACUGGGUGAAGUCGUCAGAACCAAUCCUCCUGCCUUCUCGCGUCAAUGUACAGCAUGAUUUUGGGAUCAGUUACUUCAGUGAUCCUCAAGUAGAUCCAAGAAUAACUCUUCUUACUGGUCCAUCAGAUUGGGAAAUUUCCGAGUUCCAGUGGCAUCUUGGAGAAGGCGACGUUGGGGAGCUUGUGAUUCCAGACUCUAUCCAGAAAUUAGUCGAUGGGAAUUUCAUGCCAACCUUUAUUGGUCCUUCUCCACUACUUGGUGUGCCGACAAGUAUAUUGGGAAAGCAGUGGGCGUUUGUGACAGGAAAGGAUGACACACUUGUAGAGCUCAAAAGGGAUACUCCGACAAGUGUUUGGGAAGCAAGAGUUAUUAAAAACAAGGAUAUACACGGCCCAUGGCGAGAUACCUGCCUGAAUUCUAAAGGAAUCCAUCUAUUUACGCAACCACACGACGGGACUCACCGAAUACUCCAAGCCUCUCGCGCUGUGGAUAACCCAGACUAUACUGUCACUACUUACUUCGAAUCCCACGCGGAGAUGAACCUCUCCAUUUCUGGCGCAGUCGCUGCCUGGGAUGAAGAACCCCGUGUCUUCUUUAAUUCCGAGAGGAAUGAUGGCACAUAUAUAUACGAGUGUGUAUAUGAUCCACAAGAGAAAACAAGGAAACUUCAAGAACUGGUGAAGGUUCAGGGUGGCUCCUACAUUGGUCUCAUUGAUAUAGGCAAGGAGAAUGCUUCUAUUACCCUUGCUUAUGACAUUGUUUAUGGAAUAAACCAUCAUAUAAAAACCCUGGUCUGGACUGAAGUUUCGGGAUGGCGCGAAGGUCCGGAUAUUGACAAGUUCAAGGAUUAG